Molecule: messenger RNA, 1743 nt
Organism: Hypomesus transpacificus
Lineage: Eukaryota; Metazoa; Chordata; Actinopteri; Osmeriformes; Osmeridae
Product: dynein beta chain, ciliary-like
Exons: 10
Biological process (GO): microtubule-based movement
Cellular component (GO): dynein complex
Molecular function (GO): dynein intermediate chain binding; minus-end-directed microtubule motor activity; dynein light intermediate chain binding
Source: RefSeq, a predicted model, not a curated record
AACCUGCUGCGAGUUCCGGAACACUCUGGAGCGCUACGCGUACCUCUACGUCGACGACAGGAAGGAGGUCAUGCGCCAGUUCCUUUUGUACGGCCACAUUCUGACCAAUCAGGAGAUCGAGGGUCAAGCAGAGGGGGGGGUCACAGAGAGACCCCCUACACUGGACACCUACCGAGAGCAAGUGGAUGGGUAUGAGAGGAUCUAUGAGGAGGUGCAGGCUCUGGAGCCCGUGUGCGUGUUCCACGGCUGGAUGAGGGUGGACGGACGAGCGUUCAAGAGCGCCCUGCUGAACACCGUGAAGAAGUGGAGCUUCAUGUUCAAGCAGCACCUCAUAGACCACGUGACAAACAGCCUGUCAGACCUGGAGGAGUUCAUCUCGGUGGCGGAGGCGGGCCUGGGCCGCAGGGUGGAGGAGGGGGACUACGCCGGCCUGGUGGGGGUCAUGGGUCAGCUGCUGGCCGUGAAGGAUCGCCAGGCCUCCACGGACGAGAUGUUUGAGCCCCUGCAGCACACCAUCGCCCUGCUGAAGACCUACGAGCAGGAGCUGCCCGACACCGUCUACAAACAGCUGGAGGAGCUGCCAGAGAAGUGGACCAACGUGAAGAAGCAGGCGGUGCUUGUGAAGCAGCAGGUUGCUCCGCUGCAGGCCAGCGAGGUGGCCGGCCUGCGCAGGAAAUGUGCCUCCUUCGACGUGGAGCAGCACGCCUUCAGAGAGCACUUCCGCAAACAUGGACCGUUCAGGUUUGACAGUGAGCAUCCGUACCAGAUGCUGGAUUCGUCCCACAGACAGAUCCAGGAGAAGGAGGGUGUCAUGGCCGCUCUGGUGGAGUCCGCCAGCCUGUUUGAGGUCACCGUGCCGGACUACAGACAGCUGAGACAGUGCAGGCGGGAGGUGCAGCUGCUGAAGGAGCUGUGGGACAUGAUCUCGGCCGUCGACUCCAGCAUGGCCGCCUGGAGGACCACGCCCUGGAGGGACAUCCACGUGGAAGACAUGGAGAUGGAGUGCAAACACUUCUCGAAAGACAUCCGAGGCCUGGACAAGGAGGUACGAGCCUGGGAGGCCUUCUCAGGCCUGGACAGCCAGGUGAAGAACCUGCUGGUGUCGCUGCGGGCCGUGGCGGAGCUCCAGAACCCGGCCAUCCGACCCAGACACUGGCACCAGCUCAUGUCUGCCACGGGGGUUCGCUUCACCAUGGACCAGGACACCACCCUGGCUGACCUCCUGGAGCUGAACCUCCACUGCUUUGAGGAGGAGGUGAGGGGGAUUGUGGACAAGGCUGUGAAGGAGAUGGGCAUGGAGAAGGUCUUGUCAGAGCUCAACUCCACCUGGACAGGCAUGCAGUUCCAGUACGAGCCUCACCACCGCACUCGGGUCCCCCUGCUGCGCUCCGACGAGGACCUGAUCGAGACCCUGGAGGACAACCAGGUCCAGCUGCAGAACCUCAUGUCCUCCAAGUACAUCGCCCACUUCCUGGAGGAGGUGUCGUCGUGGCAACGCAAGCUGUCGGUGGCCGACUCGGUGAUCUCCAUGUGGCUGGAGGUGCAGAGGACCUGGUCCCACCUGGAGAGCAUCUUCAUCGGGUCGGAAGACAUCCGCUCCCAGCUGCCCGAGGACUCCAAGCGCUUCGAAGGGAUCGACGCCGAUUUCAAAGAGCUGGCGAACGCAGCCCACGAGACGCCCAACGUGGUGGAGGCCACAGGCAAGCCGGGACUGCUCGGCAGGCUGGAGGACGCCCAGAGCAG